AUGAUGAUGAUGAUACGAACAGAAAAGGUUAAACAAUGCGUUGAUGCACGACUUGGUGGCGAUUACGCUCCAAAAGCUGUUGCUAAGUUAGCCGCGGUUACAGCGUUGUGUGUGCAGUAUGAAGCAGAUUUUAGGCCAUAUAUGAGUACAGUUGUGAAAGCUCUACAACCUUUGUUGAACGCUAGAGCCGUAGCUCCAGGUGAAGGACUACAUUAG
Molecule: messenger RNA, 216 nt
Organism: Eruca vesicaria subsp. sativa (arugula)
Lineage: Eukaryota; Viridiplantae; Streptophyta; Magnoliopsida; Brassicales; Brassicaceae
Source: the annotation of a GenBank genome assembly